CACUGAUAUACAGGUAGUUUAUGCUGUUACACGAAGCAUUUCUAAGCCAAAAUGUCAGAACUAUGCACCUAAAUCGUGAUAAGUAAUCAAUAGGGGUGUUGGAUGACCUGCUACUUCAAACAAUUCCAAGAUCUUCAAAGGACUUCUCUAUCUACGGCGAUUGCCAUGCAUGACUGCAAACAAAUACAAAUAUAAUUGGCUCCUCCUCAAAUAUAAUUGAAAUAAAAUAAUAAUGCGCCUAGCGCGCUUGCUGAAUUAGGUCUAGUCACCAAAUAACCCUCAGUUCCGGUCUCUCAAUCCCUCAUUCCGUCAUCCCCAUUCCGACCCAACUGAUAGGUUAGGUUCUAUACUAGUAGAAACACUCAUAAUAAGACGGCGGCCAACAUGAAGCUCUACGCUAUCGGAGAUCUCCAUCUCAGCUACGAGUAUAACCGCAAAGCGCUUGCUGAGCUAAAGCCGCACCCGGAGGAUGGAUUGAUCCUAUGCGGCGAUGUAGGCGAGACGGAUGAGCACCUUGAGCUCGCUUUCUCCCUCGGCAAACGCCACUUCAAACAAGUCUUCUGGUGCCCGGGAAAUCACGAGCUGUAUAGCGUGCCAGCCGCCCAACCUGAUGCGAUUAAGGGCGAGGAGAAAUACCAGCAUUGCGUUGAAGUCGCGCGCGAACACGGCGUGCAUACCCCCGAAGACGACUUCGUCCGGUGGGACGGCGAGGGUGGACCGGUGCUUAUCGCGCCCAUUUUCACGCUUUACGAUUAUAGCUUUCGCCCUGACCAUGUCACCCGCGCCGAGGCUGUCAGCUGGGCUGAGGAAACGGAUACCGUGGCCACGGAUGAGUUUAUGCUGCACCCGGAUCCGUACCCUUCGCGCGACGCUUGGUGUCAUGCGCUGGUAGGUCGGUUCGAGAAGAAACUCGAGCAGGCGAGGAAGGAUUUCACGAAUGAUGAUGGAGAGCCAUUGCCGAUUGUUCUGAUUAACCAUUGGCCGCUGCGCGAGGAUCUCGUGUAUAUUCCUAGAGUACCGAGAUUUAGUCUCUGGUGCGGGACUAAGAAGACGGAGGAUUGGGGGAAGAGGUUCGGGGCUAAGGUUGUGGUUUCUGGGCAUUUGCAUGUGCCGCGCACGGACUGGAAGGGAGGAGUCCGCUAUGAGGAGUGUAGUUUGGGGUAUCCCCGACAGUGGCAGGAUAUUCGCGCUGCUGGGAAGGAUAUUAAUGAUUUGCUCCGUGAGGUUCUGCCCGGUCCGUCGCCGCCGCCUGGUGGGGAGGCCGAUAUGGAGUGGCGACGGUGGGGUUGAUUGCCUGACCAUAUGCAUUGAUCGACCGGGAGACGGACGGAUGGACCCGUGGAAUUGCGGCGCAGUGCAGCUUUGAUGAACUGGCCGCUGGGUAUUGUACCUUUUUCAACGAAAUGGUAUAUGAUGUCGAAUGGACUUGCAUGAAGUUAUGAGGAUACAAUUGCGAUGCCGUGGGGA
Messenger RNA from Hypoxylon trugodes, 1467 nucleotides. RefSeq names its product metallophosphoesterase-like protein. The record is from RefSeq and is a predicted model, not a curated record. NCBI's taxonomy places the organism in Eukaryota, Fungi, Ascomycota, Sordariomycetes, Xylariales, Hypoxylaceae. Bases 385 to 1290 code for a protein of 301 amino acids. The transcript has a single exon. Gene Ontology annotation, molecular function: hydrolase activity.